ACUGUUGGGGGCCCAGGACAGCCGCUGUUAUUUUACUGCAAGCUCGGGACUGUUGGAGGAGACUCUGUGGGGACUUCAGGGUGUAGAAGAUGGCUCCAAAGUUGGUGUUUGUGCUCCUCUGCCAAGCUGUUCUAUACACAACUGUCACGGCUAAAACAGUAUGUGGCCGCCCGCCCAUCACCGAUGGCGUUGACGUGACAACGCUGAAACGUGUCUAUGAGCUUGGGGAGGCGGUGACCCUGGCUUGUGAAGCCGGCUACAAGCCUUCCAAACAGGCCCCUUCCAGGAUUACCUGCAUCAAUGCUGGAGAAUGGUCACAUUCAGAUUUCUCAUGUGCCCCCAAUAUGUGUGCGAUCCCCAGGCCUCUUCAGGCCUUGGCAAUGGGGAAGACCGAGGUUCCAUUCAAAAGCGUGCUGAACUUCACAUGUGAUGACGGGUACGUGAUGGAUGGUGCCAACGAGAGCAGCUGUUUAGCUGACGGUACCUGGAGCCACCAGCCGCCCCUCUGCAGAGCCGUAAGCUGUGCUCUGCCCGCUCCACCGAGAGACGGCAGAGUUGUUCACGACAAGAAGGCUGCCGGAUCAACCACGGUGUACGGGCAAGGCUGGACGUAUGAGUGCACCCCACCCAAAGCACCAAGCUUUGAGAGGGGGUACUGCCAGGCCAGCGGCGUUGCCACGGCGCCACCAGUGUGUCGCGAGGUGAGCUGCCCCAUCCCGGUAGGGAUACCCAAUGGCUUUAUUACAUUUGCUGUAAAGAGGGAGCAUAGCUACAAGGAACAGGUCAAGUACGCCUGCAAUGAACACUACACGCUGGAUGGUGAUGCUGAGGUGCGGUGCCAGAACACAGGAAGCUGGUCUGCCAUGCCGACCUGCAGAGCGCCCUGCUCGGUUAGCAUCAAAAGAGGACGCAUCUUUUACAAUGCCAGGAAGAUCUGGAUCAGCGAGCUCAAACCCAACAGAGUCCUCCAUGGAGAGCAUGUUGUCUUCUAUUGCAUGAACAAGGUGGAGAAGUGUGGUUAUCCCGUGGCCACCACCUGUAAUGAUGGAGUCCUUCCUAUUCCAGAGUGUUUUGAGGAGCCAGGCAGGAUGACGUACACCCUGAAGCCCAACUCACUUCCAUCAGAGAUCCAGAUGUGUGCUGCAGCCCCUGCAAGUCCUGCCAGCACUGCGAGACCUGCAUAGCACUGCAUAGCACUGCAUAGCACUGCAUAGCACUGCAUAGCACUGCAUAGCACACCAGGGUGUAUGAC
This is a messenger RNA of Lampris incognitus (smalleye Pacific opah), 1252 nucleotides long. RefSeq names its product beta-2-glycoprotein 1-like. Lineage: Eukaryota; Metazoa; Chordata; Actinopteri; Lampriformes; Lampridae. Bases 90 to 1184 code for a protein of 364 amino acids. The transcript has 8 exons. The record is from RefSeq and is a predicted model, not a curated record.